Ambispora gerdemannii is the source of this 1150-nucleotide messenger RNA. NCBI's taxonomy places the organism in Eukaryota, Fungi, Glomeromycota, Glomeromycetes, Archaeosporales, Ambisporaceae. The record is from the annotation of a GenBank genome assembly.
AUGACAGAUAUUAUUCAUAAAGUAGUAUCAUCAGAACAUAGUCGUAGAAUGUCAUCUUUCAAUGAUCAUGGUGAAUGUCCAAUAUGUGGAAAGAAACGUGUCACUUUAUUGAUAAGGUUGCUUAACAGGUAUUCGGCUAUUUGGUUAUGUGGACCAAGACGUACAGAAGACGAUGCUACUCAACGAUAUAAAAGGAAUGGCGAUACCAAAGUAGCGCUAAAAAAAUUGAAUAAUUCAAAAAAUAUCAGUAAAGAAUUUUUUACUGAGUUAAGCACUUAUUUCAGUUUUUCCGGAAAAACAACUAUGUCAAAUCAUGGCUGGCACGAUUAUCCGCGUAUUUUACAAAGCUAUGGCAUCACUAAAGACGAUACUAGCGAUGAUUAUAUGAUAGUCAUGGAAUUCGCCACUGAAGGCGAUAUAAGAAAAUAUAUACGCAAUAAUUUUCACGAUUUACCUUGGAGCAAACGAAUAGAAUACCUCGAAGAAAUCGCCCACGGGCUUUCUAAUAUUCACGAAGCUGAUAUUGUGCAUGGUGAUUUCCAUUCUGGGAAUAUCCUUGUCAGACGAAAAGAUAUUAUUUGUAUAGCCAUCGCCAUGAGCGAAUUUACAAGAGAAGUUCGGGCUGCUGAAGUCAAGCGACAAGAAAGGCUUGUUAGUCUUAGAGGUCAUCGGCGAACCUUUAGUAUUGAUCGGCCGCACAGUAAAUAUUUCCCCGUGUUGAAUCCAGAUUUUGUAUCUAGGGAACGAAUUCAAAAUAGUCCGGUGUCGAUACUUUCUCCAGAACCUAAUUAUUUUAAUACUCCUGAUACUGCCAAUUAUACUAAUUCUACUGGUUAUACUGAUUAUGAUUCUACUGAACAUAGUAUGCUCUUUUCUGACCCAAUACCAAGUACAAUCGAGCCUAAGCCAUAUAAUUGUCUAGCAGAUAUCAAUAUAGACUCUAGAGCUGAUUUGGAGACUAUAACGAUAAACGAUGAUCCAAGUAGUAUUAGUGUAUCAAGUAACAGCAAUACAGAAUCUACCGAAAGCAACAACUUGUCAACUGCUUCAGAAUCUACCGAAGGCAAUAGCUUGUCAACUGCUUCAGAAGGCAAUAAUUUGUCAACUGCUUCAGAAGCUACCGAAGGCAAUAGCUUGUCAACUGCUUCAG